UGCGCUGGCAGCAUCCAGACCCUAAGCUCCUUAGGCUCUUCCGGUUCGGCCUUCCACAGUUCGCGAUCCCAAGGAUACAGGAAACCCCAGAAGGAUGACGAGCACUGCUAGCGACUUUGCCAGCACCGUGGCCUCCGUCACCACGGCUGCCAUGGAGGAUCUCCGCUUCAGCCUGACGGACUACAUAGUCUUCUCCCUGAUGCUGAGUGCCUCGGCCGGAAUCGGAGUCUACUUCGGGUUCUUCUCGAAGGCCAAGAACACCACCGAGGAGUACCUGCAGGGCGGCAAGAAGAUGCCAACUCUUCCUGUGGCCAUUUCCCUGGUCUCGAGCCAACUUUCCGGAGUGGCCAUGAUGUCUGUUCCGGCGGAAACGUACUCCUUUGGAUUCAAUAUGAUAUUUGUGGUCUGGGCCAUGGUCUUGGCGGUUCCCGUUCUUAUAUAUGUCGUUGUGCCCGUCUUCUACGAUAAUAAUGUCUCCAACUGCUACGAGUACCUGGAGAUGCGAUUCAGCAAGCGCACCCGCCAACUGGUGACCAUUACGUUCAUCCUCAACCAAUUCCUGAUGCUUCCCGUCUACAUGUUUGUACCUGCGCUGGCCUUUUCCCAAGUCACCGGCUACAACAUUCACCUGAUCAACACGGUUAUCUCGUCCAUCUGCGUCUUCUACACGAUGCUCGGCGGGAUCAAGGCUGUGGUCUGGACGGAUGUGGUUCAGGGAGGCGUCAUGUUGGUCUCGGUUAUUCUGGUGGCCAUUUUGGGCACCUCGAACACAGGUGGUUUGGCUAAUGUCUUGGAGAAUGCUUCAGAAGGUGGCCGUUUCGACUUCAAUUUUGGCAUAGAUCCCCGCCUGCGCAUCACCUUCUGGAGCGGAAUGGCCAGUGGACUGCUCAUGUGGACGGGUAAACUUGGCCUGGACCAGAGCUGCGUGCAGAGGAUCGUGUCCAUGCCCUCCUAUGGCCACGCCAAGAAGUGCCUCGUUAUGGCUGGCUUUGGUUUCAUCCUCAUCAUGUCCUUCACCUGCUUCGCUGGCAUCAUCAUGUUCGCUUAUUACUACGGAUGCGAUCCCAUUCAGGCGGGGCUCGUCAGCAAACCGGACAAACUGAUGCCCUUCUUCAUCCAGGACAUCAUGGGCCAUUUGAUGGGCAUGCCCGGCGUCUUCAUCUCCUGCGUUUUCAGUGCCUCGCUGAGCUCCCUUUCCGCCAGUCUGAACUCCUUCGCCGGCGUGGUUUACUUCGACUACAUCAAGCCGCGGAUCAAUCACACGGAGGCCAAGGCCAAUGCGACCAUGAAACUGGUCAUCGUGGUGAUGGGAGCCUACUGCAUCGUGGGCGGCUUCGUGGUGCAGAACUUCAACUCGAUUAUCCAGACGAUGUGGACGAUUACGGGCAUCAAUAUGGGCGCUGUCGUGGGAGUAUUCUGCUUGGGCAUGUUCGUUCCCCGCUGCAAUGCCAAGGUGGCGGUGAGUGGCAUCGCCUUCAGUGUCCUGGUGAUGCUGUGGAUCAUCGUCAACGGCCAGCUGAACUUCAAGGCUGGGCUGAUAAGGUACGACAGCCUUCCCAAUGGUCUGGAUAAGUGCGAUGCCGAGAAUUUCCAGGCCAUCUUCAGUGCCAUAAACAACACCAACUUCGCCACCACUCCGAUUCCCUCGCUGGAAGCACCCAAGCCGUUGACCACCGCCUUCGACAGCAACCGCGACUUUAGCAUCUACGACGUGUCCUUUUACUGGUACAAGGUGAUGGGAGCCAUCCUGGUCUUCGUUUGGGCCAUCCCCAUGAGCUAUGUGUGGCCCCUGGACAAGAACGAGAAGCAGAACCCCAAGCUGUACUCGCCCUUCGUCCGGAAUCUGUUGAACCAACCGGGUCCGGUUUUGGAGCUGGAGGAGCUGCCUCUGAAGACCCCGCUGUCCGAUGAGCAGAUCAAGGAGAAGGAAAACGGAGUCGCUUCAGAGGCCUGACACCGCACAUCAUCACAUUUGUACAUUUGCAUUAGAGUUAACAAGUAACAAUAAGAACUGUAUCGACUAGGAAACCAAGUUUCCACUUAAAACCGAAAUAAAUUGACAUAUGCUAAAAAUAA
Drosophila takahashii is the source of this 2076-nucleotide messenger RNA. RefSeq names its product salty dog (gene salt). Gene Ontology annotation, biological process: sodium ion transport; transmembrane transport. Gene Ontology annotation, molecular function: symporter activity. Gene Ontology annotation, cellular component: membrane. Lineage: Eukaryota; Metazoa; Arthropoda; Insecta; Diptera; Drosophilidae. The record is from RefSeq and is a predicted model, not a curated record.